Messenger RNA from Agelaius phoeniceus (red-winged blackbird), 8258 nucleotides. Its product is annotated as sterile alpha motif domain-containing protein 9-like. Gene Ontology annotation, molecular function: protein binding. Lineage: Eukaryota; Metazoa; Chordata; Aves; Passeriformes; Icteridae. The record is from RefSeq and is a predicted model, not a curated record. Gene Ontology annotation, cellular component: cytoplasm.
AAACCACCCCCUGCUGCUGAACCCACUUCCUGCCAAGGUUUUCUCCUUUCCCCAGUCACCACCAUUACACCUACAGAAAUUGUGGAGACCUCGACCAGCUGCACUGGUGGCUGCUCCUUUGACACUUGCUGAGAGCACUGUUUUAGCACCACGAGCUGCAGGGUGGAGCUGGCUAAACCGGAGGAUUGAGUCUCCCCACUACAGUAAGAGAAGAAUCAGCAACACCACCACAGUGCACCUUUUACUGUGAUCCCAGUGACCGGGCUGUGGAUGGUUACUGCUGACUGUGAAUGUCACACUGAGCAGGUGUAUUUAACCUGUGAUUAAUGGUACAGAACAGGCUGUCCGUGCUGCCACCCGUCUCUGAACCCCUGGAACGGAGGCUGGGCACAGGAAGGAUGUCAUGACACAGGGGAGGACACCCCACUGAACAGAAAACCUUCUGCUGGGUUGGACAGUGAGUCAAACUGCUUCUUGGAAAUUUUGGGUUUUGUUCAUUAACAGCAGGAUUUCCUUCACCAAAGACAAUGGAUUACAAAACGUUACCUGUGAGAGAAUGGGUUGAGAACCACGUCAAAUGCUGGCUGGAAUCUACUGGAAUCAAGAAGGAGUAUGUAGAUAAACUACAUGCAGAAGAAGUGACAGGUCCAGCAUUAAUGAAACUGGAUGAGUCUUUCCUCAAAAAGAUAGGAAUGAAGCAAGGCCAAAUCCAGAUCUUAAUCCACAACAGAAAUGAACUUCUGCAGCUCCAGGACAAUGCACAGCAAGCUGAGGACUCCAGCAGCAAAACACCCGACAGAAAGGAGGCACAAACAGGCCCAGGCAGAGCCAGCAACGCCCCUGCUCAGGGCACGGCGAGUGGAGGCAGCUCUGGUGCUGUGGGUACCACCAGCAGUGAGAGCACAGCUCCUACUUCUGGCAAGAAGCCAAAAAGAAGCAAAAAAUCCCAGCUUCCAAGUGCUGAUGAAGUUUUAGAGGUGAGAAACUGUCGGCCAUUUAGAAGUCAGGAUACUGAUUUCAAGUAUGUGAAGGACACAGUUCUUGCUCCAGAAUCAGGAGUCUGUGAUUUAAUCAUUCCUUGCCACGAAUACAAAUCCUGUGAUACUGCUUCAGAGCUGAACAAACAUCAGCUACAAUCAAAAUUUGCCUCUGAAGUGAUAAGAUUUGCUUCAGCCUGCAUGAACACUCGAACAAAUGGCACCAUCCAUUUUGGUGUCAUGGACAGUGUUGAGGACAAGGGCUGGAAACACGGACAGGUCAUUGGCAUAAAGGUCAAAAACCGAGAAGACUUUGUUGAUGCACUGGAUUAUAUAGAAAAGUGCUUUUGCAAUAAUUUACAAGAAAUCGCAAGGAAAUGUAUUCACCCACCUGUGUUUGUUGAAGUGAUUUCAAAAGACUCUCAAGAACAAAGAUUUGUAGUGGAGGUUGACAUUGAACCAACAUUCAGCUUGGUAAAGAGCAAUUGUUUUGAAGUUUAUUUGCCAAAAUACAAUGAAAGCAGUCAGAAGGUGAUCCUGACCAAAGAACCAGCUCUCUACCAGCGACUGGGAGCGAAGUCCGAGCCUGUGCAGCGCAGCAAACUCACUGCUUUCAUUCAAGCUAUACCAGACAGGGAUGCUCAAAGACAAAGAGCUGAGCUCUCCAGCACACAAGUACCUACAGAAAUACCUCAAGAUUUAGGAAGAAAGUUAUCAAUUCUAUUAAAUGAUGGCAAAAGCUACAUGGAUGAUUCUCUACGGUACAUCCUUGUCACAAACAGAUGUGAACAGGAUAAUUUGAACUACAUCAACUUUUUAAUGCACUUGAACAUUUUCUGUGUCUUUGACUUUGAUGAACAUUCUAAUGUGUCAGGGCUGUACAGCAAAUACAAAGAGCACCACGAAACAAGUUCUUAUUUCUUAGAGGAUUUUUUCAAAGAAAUGAAGACUGAUAAUUCUCCCUCUCAGAAGCUAUUUGAUCAGACCAGCUGGAUAUUCUGCAAUGGGCGCAGCGACUUCCUCGGAGAUGAGAAAGCUUGUGAUGAAAAUACAUGGAUUAGAACAAAAAAAAAACACCUAAAGAAAGUAAUUAAUUGUAUCUGUGAGGAAAUUCUGCCAGAGCGCUCUUUCAUUGUGCUUUUUCUAUUGCUGUCACCAGUGCAGAAACCACUUGUGGACACUUUUCAGGAAUUCUAUACAGAGAUGAAUGGCAUGGAGUACAUCAUCUGCAUUGCAGAGUCCAGAGACAAUUACAGGAAGUGGGCUACUCUAGCUCAGGAAUCCUGCAGCAUUGAGACCCUGGAACAAUGCAGUAUUGUGGGUAUGAAGCUCAGUCACGUAGAUGCCACCAUCCAAUCAAUGCUGCCUUCUACAGCCCAACCCAGACACCUGCCAGCUUCCACUGGAGGUGUGUGUACACUUCCCUUGCGGGAAGAAGAGAAAUUGUGUUCCCUAGAAAUCCUUUGUGCUGACCAAUGUGAUGAUAUCAAAUUAAAUCUUUGGACUGAAAAACAAAAACAAGAAAUAGAACAAGAUUUUUACCGUGGGAGAAAAAUCAUGUGGGAAAACUUGUGGCUUGCUGAUAAUAAACUCUGUGGGGACAUCAUUGAACGUGAAGCCUGUGCAGAGGCAACCAAACUGCUGGAUGGUAUUUUACGAGGAGGUGGACACAAUUAUCCUGUGGCUAAACUAAAGAUAUUUCACCAUCCUGGAAGUGGUGGAAGCACAAUAGCACGGCAGGUUCUGUGGAAAAGCAGAAAGCGUUUUAGAUGUGCUGUUAUCAAGACCUCCUAUCCACCCUCAACUGUUUGUAAUCAUGUGCUCGCCCUUAGAGAUUUUGAAGAAAAGGAAAUCACUCACUGUUUUCCGGUGCUGCUCCUGAUCGAAGAUUACGAUGACGAGUACUUUGAUGAACUACAGAGUGAGUUAAUGGAGGCUGUAGCAGCCAGGAAAAUGAAUUCCUCCAGGCCUUACUUCAUCCUCAUAUGCUGUAGACGAUACAAUGACCCUGAAAGGCUUUGCAAGGCUUCGCUACAGGACACAGUUGCUGUCACUCACAAACUGACAGAGUCAGAGAAAAAUCUGUUUAACACCAAACUAGGGAAACUGCAGGAGGAAUAUCCUGAGCCAGAAUUUAUACUUACGUUUGUGCUGAUGUGUAAGGAGUUCAAUAAAACAUAUGUGUCAGACAUGGUUGAGCACAUCCUGCAAGGCAUCGACCCUUCCUCUCGUGACACCUGUUUGAUGCGUUACAUUGCUCUGCUCAACUGCUAUGUACCAAACUCAUACCUUUCACUGUCACACUGUGAGGCUUUUCUGGGCCUGGGGGCAUAUACAGAGAGUAAAGCAAGAGCAUACGAUUUCAAAUAUCACUUGAGUGAACAAGCAAGAAUGAUUUUUAUUGAGCUAAAGGAAAGCACCACUUGUAUUUCAACUAUUCGGAUAAUCCACUGCCUGGUUGCAAAAGAAAUUCUGCAUCAGCUUUCAGGGAAUCAAUCACUAAGUCAACUUGCAACAAAUCUUCUUCAGGAAAGGAUGCUCUUUGAAAACAGAUUUGGACAAAAAGAAUUUAUAAAGUUUAUCAGACAUCUGUUUAUUCGACGUGAUAAAAGAAGCAGGGGUGACAAUACUGAUACCCUCUUCUCCCCAUUCAUUGAACAAGUCUGUGAAGCUGAAGACUGUGAAAAAGCCAUUGCUGUUUUAAAAGCUGCAUAUGAACUCCUUGGAAAAGAUCCUUUUUUUGCCCAGCAGCUUGCCAGACUAAAUUACAGCAAUGAAAAAUUUGAAGAUGCUGAAUACUGGGCAAAGGUUGCAAAAUCACAUUUGCCAACUGAUUCUUUUAUUUUGGAUACAGAAGGUCAAGUCUACAGGAGAUGGUUUGGUUUCACUGUGGAUAAAAUGACAGAGGAAGAUACUCCUGAAAGGAUCACUGAGAAGAUAUUGCUUGCUCUUGAAGCUAUGAAAUGCUUCAGGGCUGCACAACAGGCAGCAAAGGAAGAACGUGAAAGUAUGAACAACGCUGGCUAUUUUGGAGAAGUAGAAGUAGGUUUUCGCCUUCUUCGAUUUUUGUCCACACUGCCUGUAUUCCACAGAAAUCUAGAGGGAGAGCAUACUGAGCUUGUGAAAUAUCUCACCACAGAUUACAUUCCUGAAGACAUAAAAAGACCAUGGGGAAGGCUUCAUUCCCGCUUGAAAGGCUUGCGCCAGAACCUGUACAAUGCUCUGGAAUGGAUUUCAGAAGAACUAAGUUACUUCCAAACAGAUAAAAAUCAAGAGAAGGAUGAUGAAAACGAUGAUAAGGAAGAACAAAUUCAUAAUCCCAGAAAAUGGCUGAGGAAGCAAGCAGCUGUAUACGCUAAAUUCUUCAUCUCAGCAUCAUUAAUAGAUGACAGCAAUGGUCCUGACACUCAGCUCAUGAGACAGAUGAGUAUUUAUGGGAGUGGUGGAGGAAAUGUCACCAAUAUCCUGUCUUUCUUAACAGAUAAGAAAGAGAACAGGUCAGCUGAAAAGCUAGAAAAGAUCCUUAGUUUCUAUCCAGAAAACCCGCUGAGGAACAGGUUGGAGGACAAUGAUUUGAUCAAUUUUAUUUUGUGCCACAUCACAUUAGCCUGCUUAGCACCAGGAUCAGCCAAACUCCUUCCACUGCCACCUCUUCGUGAGCUCAGUCUAAGAUUCUUCAAAGGAAAGAGACAAUUUCCAGCAAGUGCCUAUUUUUUGCUCACCUUGCUGUACUGGCCAGAUGAGGCAUUAGACAAAGAGCCUAAUCCCAUUAACGAUGAAAUUUUAACUUCAGCCCUUCAAACCCUGAAGCGUUUAUAUGACAUCAAAAGGAAAGAUGUUCCUACCAGAAAGAAAAGAAUCUACACCCAUUUUUUUCUGGGAAAGGGUUAUGGCUUAAGUAAGAUAGUGCACAAAACUAAAAUUGACAAAUUGAUGGUGGGAUCCUUAGAUGAGAGGAGAACAAAGUGGCAGCAUGGAACAGUAUGGAAUAUUCCCAAAAUUCGUGACAAUCUCAAAAGAGUUUCUGGCUGGUCCAAGGACAGAAAUUUAUUUAUACGAGGACACAAGAAGGAACUCCGUGUCUUGCCACUCCAUCAUGAAUCAGUGCCUGCUGGAAAUGAAAAUGUGACCUUUUAUUUAGGCUUUUCAUUUUAUGGUCUUGUUGCUUUCGAUGUUGCGGUUGAAAAUGACCCAGCCAUCAAAAGAACCUAAGGUAUGUAGUACAGUACUGUAUGCACUGUGCUCUUAGAGGGUACAACACUGGAAGGGUCCAGUCUCACAUUUAAAACUAAAAGCGGACUGUUCCUGGGUAACUACCAGGCAACAUCAGAAUUAACAACUAUAAUAGCGACCAAAUAACUCAAAAAAAUUUAAACUAUGAGUAGAGUGAACUUUGAGCCAAGCCUUUGAGUGUUUUUGAGUUACAGAAAGCAAGAUUUCAAACCAAAGACAACAACUGAUCUGGUUCUUCUUACCCCACAGACUAGGAUUUUAAGUUAAUUUCUGCAUAGUCUUGAUCAGUAAAAGAAUUUGUCCAGUGUUCUUGUCAUCUUAUUGCAAAAGUUCCAUACCUUCUUAGUGAUUUCUCAUGGGCAGCUCCUUGCAGCACUGACUCCUUCUUCACAGUACAGCCAACAAACUCCAGGUCUCUCCUCAACCAGCUCACCCACUCUCUUGUAGCACGUCUUCUUAUUGGACACAGCUGUGGCCUAUUAAGGGCAGGCCUGUUCCUAAUCUUUGGUGAUUAGUACAGCUGCAACUCCUCAGGGGUGAGGUUACUUUCUGCACUAUUUUCUUACAUUCUAUCCCUCCACAAUUCCCCCUUUUCUUUUAAUUACAAAGUUGCAGCAUCUCUAGAAAGAUAUGUUUGAGUAAAUUAAUAUUAAAACAUAUUCAUGUCUCACUUAGGACUAACAGUAUACAAAUGCUCAGGCAACACAUCACAGCAAGAACACACAUUUCUUAGUUCACUAUUUAGUUUUGCUUUUCACAGUCUAGAACAUCAACCUAAGGCUUUUCAUAAACUAAUGUUGUGCUUACUAUCUUUUGUAGGGCCCUUUGCAAAAGACACUAAACCCAGUACAAACAUCUUUUGUGUAAUCUCUAUUUAACUUCAGAUUGUGCCUGUGCACUGACCUUGAUUCAGUACUCAAACUUACAUUGAAUAUAAUCAGAAACUCUUAUACAUACACUUCUAGAAUAUUGACAAUAUCAAUAGCUGUACAAUUUUAUAAGGCAACUCACAAGAAUAAGUUAAAGGCUAUAUAUUGGGCUAGUAACAAAUCAACAGUUACAUAAUUUUAUCAAUAGCUAUAUGACUUGAACAACAUUGAUCCAGUAUCUGUCGAAUGUACUUAUGCUUAUGGAAUAUAAACUUUCACACUUAUGUCUAAUCAAAGAUAAAUGGCUGCAAUUAAAAAACAAAAUGCACGUUUCAUCAGCAAACAAAUAUACCAUACUGAAUGAUAAAGCUACUCUGUCCCCAACUCCCACUGCUGUUUUAAAAAUUCUCUUCUUCCUUUUACAGUUUUUUGAUGUAUUAGUUGGUCACUGGAAGCCUCUCCACCCUGCUCUGUUUUCCAUGUAGAUGAAACAAUCUGUUCUUCACUAGAUAUGCUAUUUCUCAUUGUGUCCCCAGCGGCUCACCUGUACUCCAGGUGUCAAAAUCUGUCAGGUCUGGACCAGGCAGCAUCCCCUGCUGCUCUCAGAGCUAUGCUGGGCUCCAUCUCCGGCUGCACCACGCCCUACAGCCCAGCCCCAAUCACAUCGGGUUACUGUGGAGGUGGCCACUAUACAGUUUAGAAGGCUUCUCUUACAUGUUGUCUGGGCAGCUCUGACUCUGCCUCUCAGAGCUCCACGUUGCUUUUGUUCCAGUGCUCAUGUAGCAGCAACUUAGCAAACCUCCCCCUCUACUCCUCAGGGGCCGUGCUAGUGCUGAGGCACCGGCUACUGCUGUGGCCAUGCCAUUUGCCACUUCUAUGAUGCCACUCCUGUGUCCUGCUGCACACACUGCCAAUCAGGGGGAACCAGGCACCAUCCUGGGUCCCCUCUGGACUGCGGCCGUACCUUGGCAGGGAGCACAGGGCUUGCUCCAAUGCACCAAAUAAGCAAAGUGUGUAGCAUCCCCUCCUCAUAUCCAGCACUCUUCUCCUUGGGGGUGGUGUCUCAUACAUUGUCCAGACUUCUAGGCUCCCAGGUCUGCCUGGCUGUAACUCAUCUGGAUUUUUAGGAUCUCGGGCUCUUGGUCUGCCUGGUCAGCUCCUAGGCUCCUGGUCCACCUGGCUCCACUAUCUUACUGCUCCUAGGUCUGUGGUCAUCCUCCUGAAUCAUCGUGGGAUCACAGCACUUUAAUAUUAAAGUCCUUUUUCCCAAACCACCACAGGAUCAUGUCAGAAUCACAUCGGGGUCACCAAUCGUCAUCUUAUUGCAAAAGUUUUAUACCUUCUUGGUGAUUUCUCAUGGGCAGCUCCUCACAGCACUGACUCCCUCUUCUACACAGUACAGCCAACAAACUCCAACCCACUCUUGAACCAGCUAACCCACUCUCUUGUAGCACUCUUCUUAUUGGACACAGCUGUGGCCUAUUAAGGGCAGGCCUGUUCCUAGUCUUUGGUGGUUAGUACAGGUGCAACUCCUCAUGGGUGAGAUUACCUUCUGCACUAUUUUCUUACACUCCAUCCCCUGACACAGUGUAACUAAAUUUUUCUUCCUGAAUCAGCAACAGAAAAAUGAACUCGGACCAAAUAGCAAGUACGAUAUGUACCAUGUAUGAAAUAACUACCAACUGCAAAGCCAGUGUCAGUAUGGAAGCAAUUUUCAGGCUGACUUCACAAUCAGACUGAUAAAAAACAGGCCCCAAAUUCUGCAGAAUCCUACUCCUUCUCUGCUUCUCUGUGUAAAUAUUACCUUACUAGACAUAUCUAUAUCUGGGCUGGGGUGGAGAGAUAUGUGAGCAGUCAUGGGUUGCGUAGAAGAUCAGUUGUAAGCACUGUUAUGUGUUCAUAGUCCAAACAAUUCCUGCACUUGGUGGAAUUAUUUUGCAUUAUCAGCCAAGCAAUGCCACAGAAUACAGAACUGAAAUUUGUCUAGAGCAUACAUCCAUGAUUUGAAAAAUGCAGAGGAGGUUUUCAGUGCUAUGUUUGCAACCAUGAUGCCACAUUCAGCUUCUAAUAACAAAAAUGUGUUGAGUUUCACAUUGUUUGAUAUACGAUAUUGUGACUAAAAUUGCCCAAACCCCGUCAUAUAACUUGUUUUAAUCAAAUAAAUAUCUUUUAUGAAGUA